Messenger RNA from Suillus fuscotomentosus, 1658 nucleotides. RefSeq names its product major facilitator superfamily domain-containing protein. Lineage: Eukaryota; Fungi; Basidiomycota; Agaricomycetes; Boletales; Suillaceae. The coding region runs from base 390 to 1658 and encodes 422 amino acids. The record is from RefSeq and is a predicted model, not a curated record. Gene Ontology annotation, molecular function: transmembrane transporter activity. Gene Ontology annotation, biological process: transmembrane transport. The transcript is spliced from 12 exons. Gene Ontology annotation, cellular component: fungal-type vacuole membrane.
GUCGCAUUCAUUCCUAGUACAACUGAUCAUUAGGUCACUCAGGGCAAAUAUUGGAUUUUAUUUCCUUCGGGUCCGCUGUCGGCCACACAAGCCGGACAAUUGGUAAUCUUACUUCAAAUAUUCCAGACAAGACAGCUGUUAUAAUGCCGUCAGGUGUCUAUGAUCACAAUGAUGGACCCUGCAAGACUGUGGAUGGCUCUAUGCCUACAUUUAGACCGCCGUCAAUGACUUGGCCACGACCUGUCGUAUCUCUUACCAAGUAACCCCUUUAGAAGGAGGUUGCACAGCACUCUUGCAGGGUCAUAAUCAACAUUGUCCUUAUAAAUCUGAAUACCUGCAUCUCCUGUGCAUAACACAUUACUUAUCCACCAUUUUCUUCGAUAGCGACUAUGGUGCAGGACGAAUUCCGCAAUGAUGUCAUGACGGACGAGAAGUCAGACGUUCUGGAAGAGCUGGGACGCAGACAGUCUCCUGAUUGCCCAACACUGUAUUCAGAUUCUGGCCCUCCGGAUGGCGGGCGUCAAGCAUGGGCAACUGCUUUUGGAUCAUACUUAAACUCUUUUGGAGUCUACCAAGUCAGCGUUAGAUGGAUUGGCGCAUUGGGCUUCUUCCUAACCGCCAGUGUCACCUUGAUCUCUGGUCGACUAUACGACAGAGGGUGCUUCUACCAUUUGGUGAUCGUGGGCUCGUUGCUCCAAUCUCUGUCCCUGUUUGCGUUAUCCUUCGCUAAGCCUGGUCAAUUCUACAUGAUCUUUGUACUUCAGGGUGUCCUUAGCGGGCUGGGGGUGGGUCUAACGUUUGGUCCCUCCAUGGCGGUCAUCUCUCAGCACUUCUCGAAAAGACGCACGUUGGUGAUGGCUCUUGUCGCGGCCGGUUCACCGCUGGGUGGCAUUAAUCAUUCGAUCAUGUUGAAUUGCCUUUUGAAUGGUACUGUUGGAUUUGCGGGAGGUGUCCGUGCCAGUGCAGGUUUGGUUAGUGCCCUGUUAUUGAUCGCCUGCUUGUCCAUGCGUACGAGGGCACUGUCGACCCCGACUACCAGUUUUAGUAAAGUGGCCCGAAAAUGCUCUCGCGAAGUCCCCUUCAUCCUCAUGACCGCUGGUACCACGCUGUCUCAGAUAGGUUUUUUCUUCCCUACAUACUACUUACAACUGGACUCUAUCAAACAUGGGAUCGACAUACAAUUCUCGUUCUACUUGAUUGCGAUCUUGAACGCUGCCAGUGCCGUUGGACGUUGCACAGCAGGAAUAAUUGCAGGGUACACGGGAUUGUUGAACUUGACAAUCGCAUCUGUUACUGCAUGCAGCGUCAUCAUCUUGUCUAUGAUAGCUCUGAAUAACAUAUUCGGUGCGGUUGCGAUAGGCAUUGCAUAUGGCUACGUUGCUGGAACUUACAUCUCGCUGUUGGUCCCACUGGUGGCUAUUUUGACGCCCGACUUGUCGGAGCUAGGGGCGCGGAUGGGCAUAUGUUUUACUUUCACCGCAUUUGGUGCAUUACUCAGUGGCCCAUUAGCAGGCGCUUUACUUUCAUCUCAAUAUAGAUGGCUGAUACCGUCGCUCUUCAGUGGGUUUGGUGUUAGUGGUAAUGCGCUUGAUAAUACACCGGGAAAGAUAACCCAUAACCUGGCGCGGAACAAGGCGAACUAUUUGUUUCACGAGUGA